Messenger RNA from Colletotrichum acutatum, 972 nucleotides. RefSeq lists its product as uncharacterized. The record is from RefSeq and is a predicted model, not a curated record. Lineage: Eukaryota; Fungi; Ascomycota; Sordariomycetes; Glomerellales; Glomerellaceae. The transcript has a single exon. The coding region runs from base 212 to 895 and encodes 227 amino acids.
CCCGGCUCCUCGAUGCUACGCCGCUGAAAAGCGGUACCGCACUCGAGGGUCGCGGUGGAUGGACUGGCAGGGAACACAUUCCAGUCACCGCUUGGUGCGCGAAAGGGGGUUGCUAUGAGUCGUAUGGGUAAGAGCCUCUGGUCCGAGGCCACUCGUCAGGACCUAUCCGCUGGAACCAGAACUCUGGCCAAGAACAGGUCGCACGGGGAAGAUGGUAGACUUGGCUUGCAGGGUCGAGCUGGCAACAAGCUGUUGUCUAUGGGUGUUGCUACGGACAAGCGGAAGGAGCAUUGCGUUUGCCACGAACGGUCAAUAUCGAAGUUUCAAUCCACCUACAACCAGCCUUGGACUCACUCGCCGGCCGUACGACAGUACUGCGAAGUUUCCAGGCCUACAAACAGAAACUUUUCGGUCUGACGAAUCUCAUCGCCACGCUCAGCUCUCGGCACCCACUUGUCCAGUACACCACCCCCAGGACUCACUCAGCAGCCAACAAGUUGUCAGCAUCAGACUCAGCAGCCAGUCGGCUUCUCUCCGAGCCACACCCACGGGAAUUGCCACGGAUGUGACAUGUCCACAUGUGAUCUGGCCAGGCGCAUCAGCCUCCAGUCGUGGGUUCUGUCCCAUGGCACCGGAGGACGCCAAAUCCACGUUGAUCCCGCCGGGACCCAACACUUGCCCGGUGAUGUUGCUCUCGCGAGAAGCACCGGAUGAGAGCGCGGUUUUUUAUGGAUGUCUUUUGUCCGCGCGGAAUGCCCUCCAUUGCGUUUUGAGCACGGAGAGGAAACAAAAACUAGUCCAAGGAGGUCGUGCGAUUCAAACAGAGAGAGUUUCCCGAGUGCUUGAGAGUACGCAGACUGGGAUCCAAUUCGCCGAACCCCGGGUGGCUGUGUAAGUGAAGGUUGUGGCUCGUGAGCGGGAGACAACUCGGGCGACACACGCAGGGCUCUAGGUGGGAGGGCUAGACUGGCU